ACAUUAGUGCUUAAACUUCGGACAAGCAUAUCGUGCAGUAGCGGUUGUGUUGCGCGCGCCAGAAUACAAAUUCAUUUGCGGGGUAUUAAGUGCAAUUUGUGUUAAAAAAAAAUUUGUUCUUGGCUCUGCAUUUAAAGAGUAUAAUGUGGGUGAAACUCGCAUACCGUGUGGCUGUCAUACAUCUCGUGUUGGGAGCCUCCCUCAUCCCUUGUCCAGACCACUGCCACUGCCAGUAUAACACCGAAAACUUGGAGGCAUCAUGCGAAAAUUUCGACUUCCUAAACAAACUGCUACCCAAACAGUACGCUAGCAUCGCGAAACUAAAAAUAACCGGUACAUCGGGAACUAUAAGUCCGAAGUUGAAGUACUUGAAGAAUCUAAACAGCUUGGAUUUAUCGCAUACCAACGCGAUGUUGAGUAGUUUGCCCAACAUGCCUAAAUUAAAGAGCCUUGAUUUAAGUGGCAACAAUCUAAAGGGCGUCAAGUUAUCGCUUCUGCCGCAAAAUUUAGAGGAGCUGAAUCUAACAGAUAAUUAUUUAUCGUACAUUCCAAAAGACUGGAGUCAUUUCAACCGUAUUAAAAUUAUUCGUCUGACUAAUAACCCAAUACACUGCGAUUGCGAUAAUAUUUUUAUCUAUAAGGAAAUGCAAAAGCAUAACAUAGAAUUUGGGGAAAUCACCUGCGAUUCCGGGAAAACUAUUGAAACCACGGACUGCUCCCCUUUGGAUUUAAUGAUGGGCGAUGAAGGUUCCGGCGACACAGAAGGCGAGAGUCCGCUCCCUGAGGUUCCUUUAAUGGAAAACGAAGAGCCGCAUGAGGAAAACGUGUUUUUACCGUACGAAGAAACCACCAGUGCGAAACCUCAAGAAACCACUGCCCCGGAAGUCAUCGAUGAACAGGAGGGAAGCGGUUCGUCGAAUGAGGAGUUAAUCCCGCACGUCUUGGCAACUGAUUACGACGCAAAUGAAACGGACAGUGAGGGCAGCGGGGCAGGUGUUUUGAUACCGGCAUCAGUGGACCUGCCAAAAGCAUGCACCGAAAACUGCGAGCAACCUGAACCGGUUGGUGCUAAAGAUGAGGAAGAUGCAUCUCCAUUGCCGGGGCUGAAGGACCAAAUCAACAUUUUGAGCAACGAUUUCAACAUUUUCUAUGAAGAUAAAGUGACUACAACGACAACCACAACCACAACCACAACAACUGAGAAGCCAAUCGUGACGGAGGUUAAUGUUGUUAAGGAGGUUGAGGAAAAACUGGAGAAAUCAAGCGACAAAGUUAACUUGACGUUGCAUGAAAACACAAAGUUGGGCAGAUCUUCGAUUGAAACAUCACAGGCUAAUAGCGAUACUGUCUAUGUUAUAAUAGGCGUCAUUGCUUUGGCUUUAGUUUGUUUGUUGGUAUUCUUCAUCAAAAGGCAUGGGAAUGGCAAGCAGAAAAAACAAAAGGCCGGGGAGGAUUUCGGGGAGGAAAUGAAUUUGAUGGGCAAACCUGCCAUUCAACCAAUCAACGAGAAGCCGGCUAAAUCUGAACAUAUACCUCUUAUGAACGGCCAGAAUGGGAAUGUCAAUGAAAAAGAUGCCGAAGAUUUUAGUGACGUAGAGUUGAGACCUCCACAAGUGAACCAAGACUUGCUCACUCCAAAACGCGAAAGGGUCACAAUCAAGGAAACCGAAAUUCCAGACUCCAUCCCGAAAACUCCUCUUCUAGUUCAUCGAGAGAAAAACAGCGAGGGGGAGAUCGUCUUAACCCCCGUUGACAAUAAUUAGUGUUACCUCAGUAUUUAUUACAGAAUACCAAUUGUGAUAAAUCGACUUACUUUGUGGUCGUUCCUAUUAAUUAGUGUGUGCGUUAUGUUGUUGACUGUACAUUGAAAUUGAUCCCAAAUUUUACGUGACUGAUUCUGCGAGGCUUGUGAUAAUUUUCUUUCCAAAAUUUUCGAGUGAAAACAGUUCAAACCAAAGUAUCACUGUUCAUUUAAUUUAAAUCGAUUGAUAGACUGUUUUUGUAUUUAAAAAAAAGCUAAAAAGACAGGGUAAAUGUGUUGAACAAAGUUAUCAUAUUUAUGUACGUUUUCUUUAUAAUAAAAUUAUUUAUAGCUUUUA
Brassicogethes aeneus is the source of this 2099-nucleotide messenger RNA. NCBI's taxonomy places the organism in Eukaryota, Metazoa, Arthropoda, Insecta, Coleoptera, Nitidulidae. The record is from the annotation of a GenBank genome assembly.